CAUGUUAUUUCAAUCUCGGGGACAACGUUGAAAUGCGUAAUGGUGAUCGCAUCGCGAUUUUCAAAGUUCCCUGGUGCUCGAUCCACGAUUUUAUUUGCUUUCACUGGGCUAAAGAAGGGAAUGCUGAGCUGAGACUAAAAUCAGGCCAUAGCCAAUCGCGCAAGGAGCAUAAGAAAAUCUUCGCUGCUGAGAAGCUUUCCGUUUUGUUGGCGGAUGAAGAGACGUAUUAUCAGUUCUGUUAUGUGUCGGAAGACGGCGACAUUAUUGGCAGGAGCGAAACGUUCCAGAUUUUUGUGGAAAAUAAGGCUAUGAGCUCGUCGAUGAAGACCUCUAUCAUUGAGGGAUGCCAAGAUUGUGCUGAGAUGAAGCGUCGCAUUUCUUCGUUGGAAACAGUAUUGGCUGAAAGCACGAGGGACAAGGCUGCAGCAGUCAUCAACGAAGCUAUG
Notodromas monacha is the source of this 446-nucleotide messenger RNA. The record is from the annotation of a GenBank genome assembly. NCBI's taxonomy places the organism in Eukaryota, Metazoa, Arthropoda, Ostracoda, Podocopida, Cyprididae.